Rhagoletis pomonella (apple maggot) is the source of this 4446-nucleotide messenger RNA. Its product is annotated as E3 ubiquitin-protein ligase listerin-like. The record is from RefSeq and is a predicted model, not a curated record. Gene Ontology annotation, cellular component: cytosol; RQC complex; anaphase-promoting complex. Gene Ontology annotation, biological process: ribosome-associated ubiquitin-dependent protein catabolic process; anaphase-promoting complex-dependent catabolic process; rescue of stalled cytosolic ribosome. NCBI's taxonomy places the organism in Eukaryota, Metazoa, Arthropoda, Insecta, Diptera, Tephritidae. Gene Ontology annotation, molecular function: ribosomal large subunit binding; ubiquitin protein ligase activity; cullin family protein binding.
CCAGUAGUAGUCGUAGUGCGGAGUUACUGGGUAGUCAGACCUCAAUUUGCUUUCCCACACAAUUAAAAAACAAGAAUGUAUCGAAUAAAAGAAUGACAUCUAGUGAAUACCAUAUAAAUGAAUGCACACCUAACACAAACCUUCAUAUCGCGAUGCGGAAACUAAAUAAAAAGGAUCCAAUUACCAAAAAAAAGGCAUUGGAAGAAUUGAUAGACGAUAUAAAUUACGCUAGUCUUGAAGAGGUGGGACAAAUCUUAUCAUUGUGGUCUAAAAUCUACCUCGAUCUUGCCCACAAUCCGGCUCAUAACGUACGGGAGCUAACACAGGAGGUACAGAAAGUGUUAGCAUUGAAAUGUAAACGUAUGAUGGCGCCUUACUUGAAACAGUUGGUACCAGUUUGGCUAUUUUCUCAGUUUGAUAAUUAUGCUCCUGCUGCCAAAAUUGCCCGUUCAAGUUUUUAUGACAUUUUUAAUGCUAAAUCCAAUCGUAUUCAAGAAGUUUGCUUGCACUGCCAGCUUGAGAUUCUGGAUCAUAUACAGGACAUUCUUUCGAGGCCGCCAAAAAAAUUUGAUAAGCAAAGCACAGAAGAUAGCAGUCUUUAUCACAACUUGAUUUAUGGGAGUCUUGAGAUGCUUGCCUUUUUCACUAAACAUACUAAGACUACGGAGCUUUCUUCUAAAUCCCAUAUAAUAUUGCGUAUAAUACUCGAGCAUGAAAACUUUUGGAACUAUGGAAAACGUGGCUCUAACAUGUUAAGGAUUACGUUUUUUAAAAUCAUUUACAACCUUCUACAAAAUUCAGCCGACGACGAUAUACUCAUGGAGUGGAAAAGGAAUAUUAUUCAGAUUUCUUUUAACGGAAUAGAUGAGAGUGAUCACACAUUAUCGUCACAUAUGUGGAAAUGCAUUUUGCUCAUACAAUCAAAAUAUGAGGAUUGGUACAAAUACUUGGACUUUAAAUCUGAUAUUCAACCCAAGGUUUCAUGCCUGCUUCAAAACAAUUUUUUUAACAACUACGAAACAAUAUGUCCGAAUUUACUGUCGUUUAACAACGCGGUGGUUUGCGCUUAUUUUCAAGAAUAUGACUGGCAUAUAUAUUUUGAACAGUAUCUAAUGGAUUUAAAAAACGUUUUUUGUUCGGAAGCAUUCCGUGACAAUGAAACACAUUAUAACGCUAUUUUCGCUGCUUAUUUCAGCUGUUGGGAGUUUAUUCUAAAUAAACUAAACAAUGCAGGCAGAGAUCCAGAACACAAGCAAAAAUAUAUAUAUAAAAUGUUGCUUACAAAUGUUAUAGAUUCCGUUGAAUGUUUACUAAUAUCUAAUAAAAAUAUAGCAAUUAAACGAUUUGCUUCGAUGACUGUUAAUAUGAUAACGAAUUGGAAAACACAAUGUGAGAGUGGAGACAAUAGCUUGUUUUAUUUAAAUCUAUUGAACGAGUUUUGGAGUUUGAUAUUCCAUUUAAUAAACGAGUUAAUUCAUAUAAAUGAUCAUUACCCAGAUGGAAUUAUUGAAUUGGUUCAAAGUCUCGUGCAAAGAAAUGAAGAGCAUGUAAGCGAAAAGCUUCCCACCUGCUUAACUUUACAACAACAUAACUGUGUUACGGGAAGUGCAAACGAAGAUCGGCUGAGAAAGAUCGCUUUGGAGAUGCUUCAACACUGUUUAAGAAAAAUUAGAAAACAGCACAAGAAAUGUUUAAAACAUGUUAAGUUAAUAAUUGACAUGUUUCCUGAUAUCGAAUUUUAUAAAAGUAUUACAAGCGACUGCGAUGUUAGUAAAUCGAUAAAUAUUUUUGUUCAUUUAAUAUCUGUUGUGGAUAAAGAGUUUGACACGGAUGUUGCCGAAAUUAUCUUCAAGUUGUUACCUUUCCUUGAUGCCGAUGAACAGUUUAUCUUCAUAAAGACUCACAUCUUUUCCAUCCGUUCCAGAGAACUUCAAAUUUUAAUUCUAGAGAGUCUAUUCUUUAACCGUUUAAAAAUUGGAAAACGCAGAGAAAUAAUAUUAUGUGAGCCUGAGGUUAGAUCCUUAAUAAUAAAUUGCACCAUAAAUUACUUAGCAGAAUACUCGGAAAGUACAAAAGAUUGGACGCAAAUGCUUUUUCUUCAAAAUGAUUAUGAUGAGUUCUUGAUCGGUGCAGGUACAGUAGAUGACGUGCUAAAUAUAAUAUUUGAGCCUCUUGAAAAAGAAGAAAGUGAUGACCUUAGCGAGUUAUGUGGAAAUUUGCUUAGUCAAGUAAUGCCUAUAGUAUUUACCAGAGGAAACGCAUCAAUUGAAACAAAAUCCAAAAUGUUUUUAAAACUAUUCAAUUUUUUAAUUGAACACUCAGCGGAAAAAUUUUCAACGGAAAGCAUCCUUUAUAAAUUAACUUCUUGUUGGGAAAAUGCAUUAUCUAAUGAAAUCAUCGUGAAUGAAGAGACAGUCACUAACUGUAUAGAAUCUGUUACAAAUAAAGGGUUUGUAGCGAAACUCAUGUUAAAAAAUACAUUAAAAGUUGCAGAUUUAAUAACUCGACUUAUUAUGGGCGUUGCUAAAGACAGUUCGGCUAAUGAAGAAUGCAUUAAAAAACAAAAUAAGCUAAUCAAUUUGUUUUUUAGCUCUAAUGACAACUCUGAGCUACAAAGCCAAUUUAGAGAUUACUGCCUGUCUUUAGAAAUUCUACAUGGAUAUGUGUCUACACAAGAGAAGAUAUGCUAUAACAAUAUGGAUUGUCGUGACCUAUACCUUAUCUUACAGCGGUCACUUCUAAAUGUAUAUAUAGUUCAACAGUUCUACGAAAGGCUAGAUGUAAUGAAGGACAAGUUUUCUUGCAAUCAACUAAGGGCAUUGGAUAUUAAUUUGCGCCAAGAGUUAAUGAAUUGCAUUGUUUUGGCAAAUGCUGGAGAAAGCAUUCUUAAAAUGAAUCCAGAGAGGGACACCUUUCUCAAGAUGUGGGUUCAAGAACUUAGCGCUCAAAUUAGUUCUCUGAUGUAUAAAAAGUCUAAUCUGGCGGAAAUGUUACAGGAAAUGCUUCUCCAAAAUACAACAAAGCCACAUUACAUAUCGUAUUGCCGCUCGCUAUCCUUUUUCGUUUUUAGUCACCAAUACCUGGAGUUUGGAGAAAACGCAGCAAUUAUUCUUACAGAGGAAUUGUUCGCCUACUUUUUGAGUAGAGAUGUUCUAACACCUUACAUAAAUUUCUUGCAGUUUCAGUUACCUCAGCUGGGUUACAGAAGUAUAUCCGUACAAAAUAUUUCUGUCUGUGCAAAGUCAACCAACGUUUGGAUAAAAUCUGCGUCACUGUGCUGCUUCGUAGCAAAUUUUUUUAAAUCCAACGUAAUGGAAAUCGGCGAUAGAAAUGUAGCUACGCAAAUAUUGGGAUUUAUUCGAGAAAUGAGCGAAAAAUUAUAUACGGAUAAAAAAGCGAUAUGUGAUGUCGCAAUGGAUGACCACGGAUCUGUAAUUGAAUUGGUUGAAUACAUCCGACUGCUAACUGAAGUUAUAAGAAAUAUGCCGUGGUGUUUAAAGUACAAAGACUGGGAUAUUGUUAUUAUUGGAUUGAGUUCAUGGGUACCUAGGGUACUUAAUUCAAUUGAGAAGUUCGCGGACUUGAAGGUUGCUUUAUUCACUAUAAACGUUUGUAGGCUAUUUGCCACUUUCGUGCAACUUAUUAGAACCGAAAAAAAAUGCAGUUCUACUCUAUUAAUACAAAAAACUAUUGAUGAAUGGGAAUACUUAUUUGAAAAGGAUGUAUCUUGCGGUAUAUUUAAUACGUUCUACAGACUUCUACAAACACAAGUUUUAAAAUAUCCGAAAUCGACGAGUUUGUUGAGGUCGACAAUCAAAAGGCCUUCAGCUAUAUGUAUAUUUGGGACUGCGUAAUAUAUGCGUGUGUCACAUCGCCUCUUUUUGUACGGACAAUUUAUACUUCGUGGCUGUUUGAACAUAAGUUUAUAGAGAAUGGAACAAUACUUGAUGGGUUAGCGCUAUGGAAAUAUAACAUGGAUAAAAAGUUUGAAGGUGUGGAAGAAUGUUACGUGUGCUACACUGUAAUACACCAAGAUACCUGUCAGCUGCCGAAACUCACUUGUAAAACGUGUAAAAAGAAGUUUCAUGGAUCUUGUCUAUACAAGUGGUUCACAACUAGCAGUAAAUCAACAUGUCCGAUAUGCCGAAACGUAUUUUAAAUAAAGUUUAAACGAAAUUUCGAUAUGUCUAAAAAAACAUUGGAUUCUAAUUUAAAAAACACGAUUUUAUAUAUAAGAAAUACAGUACCCAAUGUUUUGAUUACUUGUUUUGAAAUAUAGAUAACAACACUACGCGUUCAGUUUCAGGAGCGUGAUAAUGUAUUUGCUGUUUCUGUAAAAGACAACCGUAGUAUAUUGUAACUAAAAUAUAAUCAACGUUUAUUGUUUUUGAUCAUAGAAAUUUAAUUGUAACUUUUCCAAAUAUAUGUAUAUAAGUUCAACGCUUA